Molecule: messenger RNA, 1974 nt
Organism: Naegleria lovaniensis
Lineage: Eukaryota; Heterolobosea; Eutetramitea; Acrasida; Naegleriidae
Exons: 1
Coding region: 1-1974 (657 amino acids)
Biological process (GO): DNA-templated transcription
Cellular component (GO): nucleus; RNA polymerase III complex
Source: RefSeq, a predicted model, not a curated record
AUGCUGAACGACAAACAAACAGCAUCCUCAUCUUCAAAUAACAACAUGAUGACUCAAGAUGAUGAUGAUUUGCAAGGACUUGAUAUCGGACCAAUUGCACAGUCCAUAAAUACUAGUUCUUCGCAUGGUACUCUACAUAGUUUUCAAAAUCAGCCAACGAAUUCUACUUUGGAUGCAGAAGGAGAUGUAACAAUGACAGACCAAAGUGGUGAUGAAGUUAUAAAGAGAUUUGAAGUGUAUUUAUCUCAUAAAUUGUCGGAUAAACUUUACGUUUUGCAAUACCCGAUGCGUCCUAAGGAAAAUAAUUAUAAUUUAAAUCAAUUAAAAGAAGUACGAUUCAAGCCUAAUCAUAAAAAGAUGGAAAUGGAGUUUGAAGUGAAUACAAGAAGCGAACACUUUGAUUCGGAUACUGGACAAGAAUAUUCAAGUUUUUCCUUGUCUUCAACUUCUGUACCGGUCAAAGCCAAUUAUGCUGUUGGAAUUUUGAGAGGAAACCAAUUGCAUUUAACUCCAUUAUGGAAUAUGCUUCAACUACGACCAAGUUUUCAACACAUCAACGAGGGUUAUUCGACUGGAAAGACUAAGGUUGUAAGAAAAAAGAAAACUGAUGAAGGGACCGAAGGAGAAGGUGACGAAAAAGCAGAGUCAAACACGACGUCACAAACAACAGGAACCACAAAUUUCAGACUACAAUCUGACAGAAAAGCUCUUGAAAGAUCUUAUCAGUUUAUGAAAGACCAGGAAAAUAGUGAAAAACCUGUGGCACUUGCUUUUUAUCCUCCUCAUGACUCAAGACAACAUAUAGAGAAUCUGUUUGAGCAGAGAGACGAACCUGUGAAGUUUAACGUUCCUCCAACAGCCUAUCUCAAACAACUUGUUCAAUACAGAGAGGAGGAUCAAUCAUCUAUGGCGCAAGGGUCUCUUGGUGCUAUAAAGAAAAUCAAGUUUGGAGAGCGACAAGUAUAUUAUGCCCUGUACCUUGCCAAGAUUUUGCCUUUUGCUAAAAUAAGAGAAUUAGCAACUCGUAUAAGAAGUGACGAAGAAUUAACAUCUGCUUUACAAAAGUACGGAGUUUAUGUAGAUGGAAGAUGGGUCCUAAGAUCUGAAUUCAACGAGAAAAUUAUCAAGCUCAAAGAGUUGGACAAAAAUCCAUGGACACUGCUCAAAUAUCCAAAAACAGCAGCCUUCAGGGAGUAUCUAUUAUAUCUUUUCCACACGGAGAAACGAGUGGUUCGAAGAAACUUUGUUGAAAAAACAGGAAUUGAGCCUGAGAAAGCCAAGCAACUUCUUGAAGAAAUCGCUGUUAAAGUGAAGACAGAUUCACAAGAUAUUGCCGCAUAUUGGGUGUUAAAGUACGAUGUUGAUCAUGAAUUUGAGAGUGAAUUUCGAGCAUUUGUUGCAGUCACACUUAAGGAAAUGUGGAAAAAGAGGGAGCUAGAGAUGAAGAUUAUGUUAGAGUCAAAGUUUAGGGAUCUUUCUAUUUUACUACACGAAACACCAAAACCUGGAUCAAGAUCUGGCUCAUCCACAAACAGACCUAUACAGAGCGUGGAGAGCGAGUUACGAAACUUCCUUUGUGAUAUUCUCAAGCAGUGGGGUGUGUGCAGCGAAUCCUACCUCAAGAAGAGAAAGAAUGAAUCAUCUUCAAGAUACAUCAAACAAGCCAAGGAAGAGGAUUUUCAAAACAUCCUAGAUGAAAUUUCUGUCGAGUUCAACAAUGCCAGAAUUUUAAAGCACAAACCCGAGUACACAGAACAAGAAAGCAGGCUACGAGAACUAGUGGUGAAAGCAUUUAAGGAUAAUAAGUACACCUUAACUAAACAAAUUGUGAAAGAUGUGUACAAGAAAGCGACUGGAGAAGAAAUUGUGCCAAGUAUUUUUGCAAAGGUCAUGGCUGAUCUGGCCAGUAGUGAUGCUACCAACAGAUGGCAUGCUAAAACAGGAACCGAACCCUUAAAACCUCCAGGUCAAUAA